Molecule: messenger RNA, 498 nt
Organism: Dermatophagoides pteronyssinus (European house dust mite)
Lineage: Eukaryota; Metazoa; Arthropoda; Arachnida; Sarcoptiformes; Pyroglyphidae
Source: RefSeq, a predicted model, not a curated record
AUGGAUCAACAAGAAUCAGAACGAAAAUGCUCGAAACGGAAAUUGACUAACAUAAAUGUUGAUUUAGAUGUUGAAUAUUUUGACAAAAUUAAAAAAAUAUUCCUAAUUGAACGAUACAAACCACCACCAUUUGAAACGCGAAUACAAUCAUGGUUGAAUGGUACCAUUGAGAUAUCACCAGAAAUCGAUUGUGAAAUUUAUUUCACUAAGGAUCUCAUAAAAAUAAUAGAUACUAUCCAUGAUGAUUUAGUAGGUGCAAAUAGAAUGUUUAAGCACUACAUUCCUGAUACUGAGUUCAGGAAGAUUUGGUGGAAAAUUCUUGAAAUUUAUCCCAAUCCCAUAAGAAAACGAUUUGAUAAUUUUAAUUUUCAAAUUGGAUCUAGCCGAGAUCCAUUGAUAUCAUUUUUAAUGGAUAAGGUACGAAAUAACAACGCAAAGUAUAAUCAACGCAAACGACGAGCUUCCAAAAAAUUAACAACAACAAUUACCGUUGCUUAA